Oxyura jamaicensis (ruddy duck) is the source of this 2397-nucleotide messenger RNA. Its product is annotated as U3 small nucleolar RNA-associated protein 14 homolog A-like. NCBI's taxonomy places the organism in Eukaryota, Metazoa, Chordata, Aves, Anseriformes, Anatidae. The record is from RefSeq and is a predicted model, not a curated record. The transcript is spliced from 14 exons. Gene Ontology annotation, biological process: rRNA processing. Bases 19 to 2232 code for a protein of 737 amino acids. Gene Ontology annotation, cellular component: small-subunit processome; nucleolus.
CGCGGUGCUUCCGGUGCCAUGGCGGAGGAGUGGUUGGGCGUGGAGGCGGAGGGCAGCGGCGGCGAGGAGGAGGGCCCGGAGGAUGGCGACCGGCGGCACCGGCAGCUCCUGGAGGCGGUCAGCGCCCUGUCCGGGCGGAAGCGGCGGAAGCUGGCGGAGCGCUCCGAGGCCAGCGUGCAGGUGUCCGAGUUCAACGUCAGCUGUAAAGGUGCCGGGGAGAAGCUGGUCCUGUCUGAGCUCCUGCAGCCCAUCCGUGCCCAGUCGGCCCUGAGCAGAGUGAAGAAGGAGCUGAGCAGAGUGAAGCAGAAGAAGGCGGUGGAGCUGCCCCUCAGCAAGGAGGAGCAGGAGCGGGUCGUGAGGGAGGCUGCCUACGUCAAGACCUCCAAAGACGUCGGCAAAUGGCAGCCGGUGGUCCUGCAGAACCGUCGAGCAGAGCAGUUGGUUUUCCCACUGAAGCAGGAGGUCGUGGCCGUGGCCCCCCUGGAGCGAGUGGUUUCGGCGUGGAAGCCACGAACUCCACUGGAGCAGGAGAUCUUCGGACUGCUGCACAAAACGCAGCAGCCCAUCACAGACCCGCUGCUGACGCCGCGGGAGAGAGCCUCGCUGCAGGCAAUGAGCUUGGAGGAGGCCCGGCGGCGGCGAGCGGAGCUGCAGAAGGCUCGGGCCCUGCAGUCCUACUACGAAGCCAAGGCUCGGCGAGAGAAGAAAAUCAAGAGCAAAAAGUACCACCGCGUGCUGAAGAAAAGCAAGAGGCGCAAGGCCUUGAAGGAGUUCGAGCUGCUGCAGAAGUCGGACCCUGAGGCCGCCUUGGCGAAGCUGGAGGAGCUGGAGCAGCUCCGGAUGGAGGAGCGGAUGAGUCUCAAGCACCAGAACAAGGGGAAAUGGGCCCGCUCCAGGGCCAUUAUGGCCAAGUACGACCUGGAGGCCCGCAAGGCCAUGCAGGAGCAGCUGGCCAGGAACAAGGAGCUGAUGCAGAAGGUUCGGGUGGAGCUGCCCGAGGAGGAGCCAGAUGACGUGCCCGAGGAGGACCUCACGCCUGUGACCGUCCCCGUGGAUGCCAGCAGAGCAAACCCCUGGAUGCUGGGCAAGCCCAGCGACCCAGCCAAGGAACCGGAGGUGCAAGAGGGUGUUGAAGACGCUGCGGUGCCUGGUGCUGUAGAAAGCAAGGAGGAGAUGUCGGAGGAGGAAGAGGUGUCGGAGGAGGAGGCUCUGCUACAAGACUUUGAGCAGAAACGACACGCGCGGCAGCGGCGGGCAGGGAGCCCUGAGCAGCACGGUGAGGAGCCUGCAGCCCCGCGCAGGGCUGGGUGGGUCGCCAGGGUUUUUCCGACCCUCCGGGGGACAGCUCCAUCCCCCCCCGUCUGUGAGGAGGAGCAGGUGAGUGCAGAGAUCGAGCCGCCUCCCCAGGCCCAGGAGGAGACCCUGCUGUGGGAGCAGCUGGACCGCGUGCGGACGAUGGAGGACGUCGAGGCUCUGGCCUCCAAGGAGCCCUUGGAGGAGCAGGAGAAGCCAGCGGCCGCGGGAGCAGAAGAGCGAGCGCCCCAGCAGGAUAAAGGCAGAGCUGGGGCCAGGCCUGACAAGAAACCAACAGCCAAGAACAAAAUGAUAAGCUUGGAGUCCGUGCUGUCUGGAAAGCCCCAGGAGAUUCAGUGCCCCAGCCUACCCGUGGUGAUGGAGGAGGAGGAGGGUGGCAUCGACCAGCGAGGGGUGAUCACCGAGGCCUUUGCCGGGGACGACGUAGUUGCUGACUUCCACCGGGAGAAGAGCAAAGCGGAGCGGGACGCCAAGCCCCAGCCGGUGAACUUGGUGCUGCCGGGCUGGGGCGAGUGGGGAGGCACCGGGCUGAAGCCCAGCGCCAAGAAAAUCAAACGGUUCCUGAUCAAGCCCCCCCCAGCACCUCCCAGGAAGGACCAGCAUUUGCCCCACGUCAUCAUGAGCGAGCAGCGCAACAUCCAUGCGGCGGCACAUCAGGUCAGCGAGCUGCCCUUCCCCUUUGAGAGGCACCAGCAGUUCGAGCAGAGCAUCCGGACGCCCGUGGGCUCCACGUGGAACACGCAGCGUGCUUUCCAGAAGCUGACCGCCCCCCGCGUCAUCACCCGGGCAGGCCACAUCAUCCAGCCCCUGUCUGCUGAGGACGUCACCUCAGCCGGCAGCGGAGCCAAGCCAGCGCUAGAAAGGGCUCCCAAGCAGCGCGAGCAGGCCUCUCGCCGCCCGCACAAGAGAGCGCGAUAGCUCUCUCGUGCUAGGACUGGCCCGCGCAGCGCCGGGGAGCAGGUGGAGGGGCCGUGCCCGGGGGUUUCCCUCCCGGGGAGAGGCUCCUGCUUCUGUCAGGGGCUUUUUAAUGCUCCUUCCGCAAUAAAACUGCUGGGCUGCCGUGGCUGCCCCGGGGCCAGGACA